AUGGAUACUUCUAACGCUAAUAUUACCCAACAUAGAAAUAACAAAGAUAGUGCGAAAAUCAAUCUUAUCAAAUUGGACCAAAAACCAAGAAGAACACUUAUGCUUUUAUCUUUAAAGUGUCCGAUGAUGUGUAAGUUUCUCCUCAAGGAUUUAGAGGGUUUAAUGCCCGAAAACGUCACUAAAGAUGCCAAAUUGAAAGAACGAUUUACAUUGGAAGAAGUAGCAGAAGUGGCUGAUAUCAGAGAUGCCGAUAAUGUCUUCUUAUUAGAGACUCGUAAGAAGAGUCCUGCGCCUAUUCUUUGGGCUGUUACUAUUGAUAAGGAUAAUAGUAGUCAAGUAGAAGGCGAGAUCAGUAAGCCUAAGUAUGAUACGAUGAAGUUUAUGGUGACUGGGAUUUAUAGUAUGAAGGAGUUGAAGUUUUCUGGCAAUCCAUUAGCUAAUAGUCAGAUGCUAACUCUCUUUUCUAAGGACUUUGAGUGCAGUGCUGGUAUGCAAAGAGCCAAAUCUAUUUUGACUAAGAUAUUCAAUACGACUAGACCGGUUGAAGGAGAGCCAAGUACUCCUAAAGAUUAUGUUGAUAAGAUUGCAUCUUUCUUUUUGAAAGGAGAUCAAAUCAUGGUUAGGUUUUAUCAUAUCGCUAAGAAGACCAAAGAGACGGAAAGACUUAUGGCCGAACGACAGAAGCAAGAACUGAUUGAGCAGAAGAAAGCCAAUGCGGAAGGAGUUGGAGCCCAAGCAGAGAUAGAAGCAGAAGAAGCCGCCGAAGUUGAAGAUCCGAAUAUUAAGCUGGAUGAAGAAAUGAUACCUUGGUAUGAGAUAAUUGAGGUUGGACCUAGAUUUACUCUUCAUCCCCGGGAAAGCGAUCUGUGCGAUAAGAAAGAGAAUGCAGAACCGGUUACAGCUACUACUGAAGCAGACACUACCCCGGCUCAGGACCAAGUUGAGUCAACCCAAGAAUAA
Nematocida homosporus is the source of this 960-nucleotide messenger RNA. RefSeq names its product ribosome biogenesis protein BRX1. The coding region runs from base 1 to 960 and encodes 319 amino acids. Gene Ontology annotation, cellular component: nucleolus. Lineage: Eukaryota; Fungi; Microsporidia. Gene Ontology annotation, molecular function: rRNA binding. The record is from RefSeq and is a predicted model, not a curated record. The transcript has a single exon. Gene Ontology annotation, biological process: ribosomal large subunit assembly; rRNA processing.